AUGACAAGCUGAGUCCUGUGUGAUGGUGUAGUACCUACAGUGUAGUCAGAGGGAUGAGUGCGGUGUUACAUUAAAAAGCGUGUUAGUUUGUACAAGUUUUAUUUGGCGGAUGUAGGGAGUUCAUUUGUCCUCCCGCGGCCGUCACUGUGUGUGUUUAUUAUGCACGUUGUUUUGUCCCGGUGCAGACAGGUUAACUUUCCCCGUGUGUCCGCCGCUCUGACCGGGUGUAGAUCUGACAUGGCCACAGACAGGAACCGGAAACCGAAACCGCCUAAGGACACGCUGCGGCACGUGCGCUCCCGGGAGAGCCGCAAACACGCGGACCUGCACGGGCCGUCCACCGUGUACGCGCAGGUGGUGGGCGCGGGGGCGCGCGAGAACGGCGCGUCUCUGUACGUGUUCUCAGAAUACAACCGAUAUCUGUUUAACUGUGGAGAGGGAACACAAAGACUGAUGCAGGAGCACAAAUUGAGAGCUGCUCGCUUGGACAACAUCUUCCUGACUCGUAUGAGCUGGGACACAGUAGGAGGACUUUCAGGAAUGAUUCUGACUCUGAAGGACACCGGAGUCCCCGAGUGUGUCAUGUCCGGACCUCCGCAGCUGGAGAAAUAUCUGAAUGCUAUCCGAGUGUUCUCUGGGCCGCUGGACGACAUCAGACUGUCAGUGAGACCGUACACUGAGCCUGAGUAUAGAGACGACACCAUGACUGUCAACCAAGUGCCCUUAUUUGCGGGUAAGAGAUCAGAGCAGAUGAGGCGUGGCAGUGGUGGGAGUGGCAGUGGGCGUGACCAGCGGAGGGAACUGUGGCAGAAAGACGAGAGUGAUGAGAGCACGAGUGAUGGCUCAGAAAGUCCUGGACGUAGAGAGAGAAGCACUCGAGACCCCUCGCUGGUGGUGGCCUACGUGUGUAAGCUGCACGCAAAAAAAGGUAACUUCCUGGUGCACAAAGCCAAGGAGCUGGGACUUCCUGUAGGGACGGCGGCCAUCGGCCCGCUCAUAUCCGCCUUAAAAGACGGGAGAAGCAUCACAUACGAGGGCAAGGAGAUCCAGCCAGAUGAAGUGUGUACUCCAGCCGAUCCCGGUCCGGUGUUCCUGGUGAUCGACUGUCCCUCUGAAGUGUUUGUUCAGCCGCUGUGCACCAAUCAGGUUCUCACAAGGUAUCAGAGUGAGGGUUCAGAAGGUUCUGCAGCUCUGGUGGUUCACAUGACACCAGAGUCUGUGCUGAAAACACCAGAGUACCAGCGCUGGAUGGGGAGGUUCUCCUGCAGUACAGAGCACCUGAUCAUGAAUGAGCAGGUCUCCACCGUCCACAACGUCCGCAGCCACAAGAUCCAGACCCAGCUGAACCUGAUCCACUCAGACAUCUUCCCCGAGCUGCAGCACUACACCUCUAAGGAGUCUCAGGCUGCGCUGCACGUCCCCAACGUCAGAGCCGAGUGUCUGCUCAAGUUCCAGCUCAGACCCAAAGCUGAGUGGCAGCGUGAUGCCAUCCCCACCUGUGACAGAGAGGAAUUCAUUAAGGAGGCUGCGGAGGUGCCAAAUUUCCUGCAGGAAGUGGAGGAGUGUAAACACUUCCAGACCACCGACUCUGCCGUUCUGUCCGGUAAGGUGGAGCGGUACCCUGAGGUGGUGUUUUUAGGCACAGGAUCAGCUCUGCCCAUGAAGAUCAGGAACGUCAGCAGCACACUGAUUAACAUCAGCUCCAGCCAGUCUCUGUUGUUGGACUGUGGUGAAGGCACAUUUGGACAGUUGUGUCGUCAGUAUGGUAACAAUGUGGAUGAGAUGCUGGUCAAGUUGUCCACUGUGUUUGUGUCUCAUAUUCACGCUGAUCACCACACGGGACUGAUUAACCUGCUGCUGCAGAGAGAGCGUGCUCUGAGGAGUCUGGGUAAAACUUUUUCUCCUGUGUACCUGGUGGCUCCUGCUCAGAUCAUGACGUGGCUCAAUCAGUACCAUGAUCACUGCCAGGAAAUCCUCAGCCAUGUCAAUUUCAUCCCUGCAAAGUGUCUGUGUGAUGGAGCUGAAGUGCCCAAGUUCAAGACCCAGUCCUUCAUUCACGCUCUGCUGAAGAGGAACGACCUCACUAAGUUUCAGACGUGUUUAGUGCGGCACUGUAAGAACGCAUACGCCUGCAGUUUGACCCAUCAGUCUGGCUGGCAGCUCGUCUUCUCCGGAGACACCAUGCCAUGUGACACACUCGCACAGAUGGGAAAGAAUGCGACAUUACUGAUCCAUGAGGCAACACUGGAGGACGGCAUGGAGGAGGAGGCCAUGGAGAAAAGGCACAGUACGACAUCUCAGGCCAUUGGUAUUGGGAUGAGUAUGAAUGCGGAGUUUAUUAUGUUGAACCACUUCAGUCAGAGAUACGCCAAGAUCCCACUGUUCAGCUCCGACUUUAAUCAGCGUGUGGGCGUGGCCUUCGAUCACAUGAGAAUCCGUUUUGGAGAUUUCCGGAUUCUUCCGCGUAUCCUGGCUCCUCUGAAGGCUCUGUUUGCUGAGGAGAUUGAGGAAAUGGAGGAGAGAAGAGAACGGAGAGAGCUUAGGGCGGGAAAGUGCGUGGGGGCGGAGCCAGACUGUCAGAGUGGAGAAGGGAGAGGAGCUAAACGAGGAAAAGACGACCGUGACCAGGAAACGGCCUCCAAACGGAUGAAAACCACCUGACCUCGGAUCAGUGCGGUUUAGCCAAUGGGAAAGGAGGACGAGAUGAAUUUAGCCAAUAAGAGCUGGAAUAGUGAAGAUUCAACCUGUACUAUGAGGACAGUGAUGUGUUUUGGGUGAUGAUGAUGAUGAUGAUGAUGGACUGAUCUAUAAUAGGAUGAGUUUCUGAUAGGUUUAUAUUUACUCUACAUUGUAUUAUUUCACUUGUACAUAUUGUACGUUUUUUUUUUCUUUAAAUAAUAAAGACGUGUCUGAGUUGGAAAACUUGAUAAAAGAUGAAAAUCAUGUCUUGAGAUUUAAUGCAGGGAAUAAAGUCCUCCUUGUC
Molecule: messenger RNA, 2983 nt
Organism: Tachysurus vachellii
Lineage: Eukaryota; Metazoa; Chordata; Actinopteri; Siluriformes; Bagridae
Gene: elac2
Product: elaC ribonuclease Z 2
Exons: 24
Coding region: 160-2661 (833 amino acids)
Biological process (GO): mitochondrial tRNA 3'-end processing
Cellular component (GO): mitochondrion
Molecular function (GO): 3'-tRNA processing endoribonuclease activity
Source: RefSeq, a predicted model, not a curated record